AUUCUCUCAUCUCUCUCUCUCUCUCUCUCUCUCUCUCUCUCUCUCUCUCUCUCGUAUAUCGCCGGAGCAGAAGCAUUGUUGCAAAUGGCGGCUAACAAGUUUGCCACUAUCGUCCACCGGAAAACCAACAGGUUUUCUCUCCUUCUCCUCUACGCUUUCCUCGAAUGGACUCUCAUCUUCUUCGUCCUCCUCAAUUCUCUUUUAUCCUUCUUCAUCCUUCAAUUCUCCGAUUUCUUCGGUCUCAAACGCCCAUGUCUCCUUUGCUCCACCCUCUUCCACUCCUCCCCCAUUUCUCCUGCUUACCCACAUCUCUUCUGCCACGACCAUUCUCUCCAGCUUUCCAGAAUCCGCUUCUGUCCCAUUCAUCGGAAGUUCGCCGAUUCCGGGGAUUUCUGCGAGGACUGCUCGUCCUCUCCUGACUUCACCGAUGAAAUGAUUGAGAGUUGUUCUUGUUGCGGCGCUAGCGUCGAGAACAGAGCUUCUAAUCCCUGUCCCAUGAUCGAUCUCGAUUCGGGGAUUUUAGGUUUAACUGAUGAUGGAAUACCGAUCGGGCAAGAAUUCCCCAUUGGAGUUGAGCAAAUCCGAUCUGAUUCCGUUUGCGAAAAGGAUAACGUAGAAUCUGCGAUUCCGAAGGAGCGAAGCUUUGCGAGAGAGGAAGUAACAGAGAAGAAUCUUCCUUCCGAAAACAGUGAUAAUCAAACUGUUCCCCAAGCUUCCGGUGAAAAAGAAGAAGUUAACCAUGGUGGCGAUGAUAAUGACGCAGAGGAGGAAUUCUCGUGUUUCAUUUCCAGUUUCGACUGCAACGAGGAACCUACUUCAGAAAAGGAAGAAGAAAACCACGCAGAUUCGCAUAUGGAGGCCGAAAGGAGCUUUGUAGAACUGUCGAUGGAUAAACCAGACGAAGACGCGCAGAAACACAUCGAGUUCUACAUCGACGGCCAUGACUGUCAUUUGAUUCCGGUCGAAUUCUUCAGACCCGGCGAAGAAGUUGGAGAAAUUUCGGAAAGAAACGGCGAUGUUAUUCUGGAUUUUGGUGAUUUAGCGGCGGAGAAGGGGAGAUUCUCUGAGGAGAUUGUUGAAGGUUCUUCAGCUGAUGAUUUACUGGAAAUGGAGGAGGAAGAAGCUGAUGCAGAGGUUUCCAUAGGCACUGAAAUUCCUGAUCACUACCAAAUCGAUUAUGCUCCCUCCCACGAAUUCACUCCUGAGGAUGACGAUCAUGAGCAAGAGGAAGAAACGUUGGAGUUCAGGACAGUGAAGCUCGAAGCCAAAAGGCCUCUCAUGAUGGGAUCGGGAAACCAAGACUCUCUGGACAGCGAGAUCGAGUCUCCCGACCCAUUCCUCACUAUCGAGAAGCUGCAGUCGGUGUUAAGGGAAGAGAGAAAGGCCCUCAAUGCCUUAUAUGCUGAGCUCGAGGAAGAGAGAAACGCUUCUGCAGUCGCUGCGAAUGAAACGAUGGCCAUGAUAAAUAGGUUGCAGGAAGAAAAGGCGGCAAUGCAGAUGGAGGCAUUGCAAUACCAGAGGAUGAUGGAGGAACAAUCGGAGUACGAUCAAGAUGCGCUUUUGCUCAUGAACGAGCUUCUGGUUAAACGAGAGAAGGAGAAAGCAGAGCUUGAGAAGGAGAUUGAGUUGUACAGAAAGAGAGUGGAGGAGUAUGAAUCAAAGGAGAAGAUGGGGAUGUCGAGGAGGAGAGCUUCAUCUGACGAUUCAUUUAAAAAUGGCGAUUUAGAUGAGGACAGAGGAUUACAACUUGGGAAAGACAGAAACUUUGACGAUUCAGAUGACACAUAUGGAGGGAUUGAGAUGAAGAGCACCCCAGCUGACGCCGUGCUUUGUCUUGAGGAAUGUUUUGCUGAUCUAGAUAGAGAGAGGCUUUCGAUUCUCGGGCAACUGAAAGUUCUAGAAGAGAAACUCUCUACUCUGAACGAGGAAGAGGAUGAACCCGAAGAGAUUUUCGAGGAUGUUAAGACAUUUUACAAAGGCUAUGUCCGAGAAAUCGGGCACUUCCACACCAAGGAAAUAAAUGAGAAGCAUAAUAUCAUCAAGUCAAAGAAGUUACUCCCGCUGUUUGACGCGGCAGAUGCAGAGAUGGAAAACGGGUUAUCGUCGACAGGGAAUCCCCAUGAAAACGGGGUUGAUGGGUCAGAGAAUGGCGGGAUUUCCAUUGAAGAGGAAAUCGACGAGCUGUAUGACAGAUUAGAAGCUCUAGAGGCAGACAGAGAGUUCAUGAGGCAUUGUGUCGGGUCGCUGAGAAAAGGGGACAAAGGGGUUUAUCUCCUCCAACAAAUUCUGCAGAAUCUCCGUGAUCUGAGGAACGUGGAGCUUCAAGUUCAAAACUAUGGAGACAUGGCUCUAUGUAUGAGCUCUAGCUAGCAAUAGCAUGAACAGGGGAAUAUGACAGCUGAUCUUUGUUGCUUGAGAGACAAGAAACAAUCUCCAGCCGCAGAGUAUUCUCAGGAGGAAGUCGCUUUGAAGCUUAAUGAUCUUUGUCUCCUUUCCCUUCUGAUUUUUUUUUUCCCAGAGCUAAAAGUUUUUAUUUUUAUGUAUUGAAAAAAAAAAGGAUGGAGGGGGGGUUGGUGUGAGAAUCAUUUCACCUUUGUUUCUUUUUUGGGGUGAAAUGAUGAGAGAGAGAAAAGUGGGAGUGACAAAAGCAUCGUUUAUAUAUAUAUAUAUAUAUAUAUGGUUGGGAUCGUCAUAGAUUUUGUACCAAAAAAAAAAAAUUAGAGACUUGGAAAGCGGAAGGAAGGUUUGGGUGUCUUCGGCUUUGUAGAAUAUUGUCCUGUAAAUAUCAAACUUCCUACAAUUUUUUA
Tarenaya hassleriana is the source of this 2807-nucleotide messenger RNA. RefSeq names its product myosin-binding protein 2-like. Gene Ontology annotation, molecular function: myosin binding. The coding region runs from base 85 to 2370 and encodes 761 amino acids. The record is from RefSeq and is a predicted model, not a curated record. The transcript is spliced from 4 exons. Lineage: Eukaryota; Viridiplantae; Streptophyta; Magnoliopsida; Brassicales; Cleomaceae.